CGGGGUCCUCAAGUUGGGUCUGCCAGACCGAGGGCGCGUUUCUGAAUGGCUCAGGGGCACUGCCUUAUUGCGGGACCCCCACGGUCCGGCCCCAGUCUUCUGGGAGGCAGAGAGCCAGAGCAGAGGGUGGGAGCUCAUUCACUCGCAGUCUUGGGGACAAGAACAAGGCGCCUGAACCGGCUGGACGGGGCGACAGCGCGCGUCUUGUUUGCACUUUCCAAAGCUCUUGGGCCACCUCAAGAACUCUUCCUGCAUCUCGGCGCCUGGCAGGGGUGUCUGGAGAGGAGCGGACCUCCCCUCCCCCUAACUACCACUUCCCCCCCGCCCUUCCAACCACCUCUCGGCGCUCGGUCUCCGCCUGGGUGUCGAGACCUCAUUUUCCCAAACUCAGCCGCCGUUCAGCGACCGGCCGGCAGCCUGGGAGUGACCUGAGGGUGGGCCGGGGGGUUGUGCAGGGACAUCUCUACACUGUUCCCAUCCGGGAACAGGGCAACAUCUACAAGCCCAACAACAAGGCCAUGGCAGAAGAGAUGAACGAGAAGCAAGUGUACGACGCGCACACCAAGGAGAUCGACCUGGUCAACCGCGACCCCAAGCAUCUCAACGACGACGUGGUCAAGAUUGAUUUUGAAGAUGUGAUUGCAGAACCAGAAGGGACAUACAGUUUCGAUGGCAUCUGGAAGGCCAGCUUCACCACCUUCACUGUGACGAAGUACUGGUUUUACCGUUUGCUGUCUGCCCUCUUUGGCAUCCCAAUGGCACUCAUCUGGGGCAUUUACUUUGCCAUUCUCUCUUUUCUGCACAUCUGGGCAGUUGUACCGUGCAUUAAGAGUUUCUUGAUUGAGAUUCAGUGCAUCAGCCGUGUCUAUUCCAUCUACGUCCACGCCUUCUGUGACCCGCUAUUUGAGUCUAUUGGCAAAAUAUUCAGCAAUAUCCACAUCAACACGCAGAAAGAAAUAUAAAUGACAUUUCAAGGAUAGAAGUAUAUCCGAUUCUUUUUUUCCCUUUUAAUUUUCUUGGUGCCAAUUUCAAGUUGUUAGCAACAAUAUAUGAAUGAAUUUUCUUGGUUCAGAGCAAAGAAAUCACUCAGUUUUCAUAACUAUUAUUUGUCUCUUCUGAGCUAUGUCUUCUAUUUUUGGGGUGGUAUGAAUUUUUAAAACCCACUUAAAAUAUUUUCCUUACAUUUGGAUCAUUGUUUUAUUGGCUGAGAUAUGAGCCUAUCGUUGAAAGAUAAUUUGAGAGAAAUAUGAAGAACUGAGGAGGAGAAAAAAAAAAAGAACUAACAAC
Globicephala melas (long-finned pilot whale) is the source of this 1287-nucleotide messenger RNA. RefSeq names its product caveolin 1 (gene CAV1). The record is from RefSeq and is a predicted model, not a curated record. Gene Ontology annotation, biological process: regulation of cytosolic calcium ion concentration; cell differentiation; caveola assembly. Gene Ontology annotation, molecular function: molecular adaptor activity; protein kinase binding; transmembrane transporter binding. Gene Ontology annotation, cellular component: cytoplasmic vesicle; sarcolemma; focal adhesion. NCBI's taxonomy places the organism in Eukaryota, Metazoa, Chordata, Mammalia, Artiodactyla, Delphinidae.